Colias croceus (clouded yellow) is the source of this 3613-nucleotide messenger RNA. RefSeq names its product LIM/homeobox protein Lhx2-like (gene ap). Bases 274 to 1344 code for a protein of 356 amino acids. Gene Ontology annotation, cellular component: nucleus. Gene Ontology annotation, molecular function: RNA polymerase II transcription regulatory region sequence-specific DNA binding; DNA-binding transcription factor activity, RNA polymerase II-specific. The transcript is spliced from 7 exons. Lineage: Eukaryota; Metazoa; Arthropoda; Insecta; Lepidoptera; Pieridae. The record is from RefSeq and is a predicted model, not a curated record. Gene Ontology annotation, biological process: neuron differentiation; regulation of transcription by RNA polymerase II.
CAAACUCUUGCAGUGCCGCGUUCAAAUUUCGAACAGUUGAAUGCGUAUUGUAACUGUUUGGCGGCAAUUUUAACGUGCCGCGCGACGUUGCCACUUCGCGCUUCGAAUUAGGAGGUUCCAUCCAUAAGGAAUCCAGCCCUGAUUCAAUCAAGCAAAAACAUAACAGCUAUGUCUGUCCCAAACUCCGUCGAAGAGGGAAUGAUGCAAGAUGAAAUGAGCCUUGUUAUUUGAGACAAAGAGUCGUGUCCAGAAGGCAGGACGGAUCCAGAAACAAUGCUCAAGGAGCGGGAGAGCUCGGAGGGGUCGCCCGCUACCCCUGACGAGUGCGCGGGCUGCGGGGGCAGGAUACAGGACAGGUAUUACCUGCUUGCCGUGGACCGUCAGUGGCAUGGUUCCUGCCUGCGAUGCUGUGAGUGUCGUUUGCCUCUGGACUCAGAAUUAACCUGUUUUUCGCGAGAUGGCAAUAUUUAUUGCAAGGAAGACUAUUAUAGACUGUUCUGUGUGAAGCGCUGCGCUAGGUGCGGUAAUGGGAUAACUGCCAAUGAGCUGGUGAUGCGAGCCAGGGACAUGGUGUACCACCUGACGUGCUUCACGUGCGUGGCCUGCGGCAGCCUGCUAUCCAAGGGCGAUGUCUUCGGCAUGCGAGAUGGCCUUGUGUACUGCAGACCGCACUACGACAGCGCAUGCUUGGACGAAUAUUGCGACGAGGAGAUGAACAUGUAUAGAUGUCAAGAAAUGCAUAGUGAAGGCGAUUCCCCGUCUCAGUACUACUCAGGUGGGCCAAGCCAAAAAGGACGCCCAAGAAAAAGAAAAGUCGCCCAAGGGUCUCCUGAAGACAUGCAAGUACAAACUAUGAGAAUGGCAAGCACAGCAUUAGAUAUCCUGCACCGUGGCGACUUAUCCUCUUCCAUGGAGUCCCUGGCCUACGACUCAUCAGUGGCAUCUCCCGGGAGCGUAACUAGCCACACGCAGCGCACGAAGCGCAUGCGCACGAGCUUCAAGCAUCACCAACUGCGCACAAUGAAAUCCUACUUCGCAAUCAACCAGAACCCUGAUGCUAAGGACUUGAAGCAGUUGGCGCAGAAGACGGGCCUGUCGAAACGGGUGUUGCAGGUUUGGUUCCAAAACGCGCGCGCAAAGUGGCGUCGAAACAUGAUGAGGCAAGAAACAACCGCUCACGGUCAGAUGACUCCUAAUGGCAAUGGGGCUCACGUUAACGGGAACCUGGUGGCUGGCUCUGUCCCACCCAAUGUGGGCCCCAUGAUGAUACCAGAACCACUCCAAUCCAUUGAAGACCUGCGCGUCCAUACACCUCACCCGAUGGCUUUCAAUGAGAUGUACUGACAUUCGUAGCUGUAGUCACAUAAUACUGAACUCAGAAAACUUUUGUUUGCACCUUCCCGUAACUAAAUAGAAGUAUGUGAAAACUGCACCAUAAAAUAACCGUAUAGAAAUCUAAUUUUGAAAUAUUUUCUUAAUCUCGCAGCCUUUCAUUUAACUGCGUAGUUAUAGAAAGGUACAUGCGACCCCUAUUAUUAUCGUAAACAAAGUAGAUAUUAAUAUGAUGUUGUAUAAUUAAAUUAUAAACCAAAUAACUAUAUUCUGAAAUUGUUUUAAGUUCCACGUAGAUAUUUAUAUGGCAGAGUUAAUUAAGUUCAAAUUAUUAUGUAGCUCUACUAUUUAUUAAGUUUAAAAAUAAUCGAUUCUUUAUUUUGCUCCUAAGUUAUUGUUAUCUAUUAUUAUUAAAUGUAUGUGUAAAAUUUUUAAUUUAUAGUUAGUUAUUAGAGUUAGUGUAUAUUGUAUAACUACCGAAUUAUGCAUUCCGUAGACAGUAUAAGGUUUUAUCUCUAUGUAAAUACAGUGAUACUAGUCAAACUUGUAGUAAGUAGGACUCAGAACGUAUAUUUCUAUGAAUACCCAUAUAGUUUAGAUAAAACAUUAGUUACUGAACAUAUCUUUAAUAUAAACUAUUAUAAAUGUGAGUAUGAAACGGCGAGGAGGUAUAUAUUAAAUUAAAACUACUAUCUACUAUCGAUUGAUAUCUUUUUACUUGCUAUUAUUUUGACAAGGUGGUUAUAAUUUCCCAACUAUUGAAAUGAAGUAAGGUAUAGGUACAAAGAUUCUACUAGUAUACUUAAGAGUAUACUCGCAAAUCGCAAUCAUAUCAAAUUAUAGGGACUACCUAUAGGUCAUUUAUUCAGUUCCUUUUUUGCUUUCUAAUGAUUUCUAGCAAAGUUUGUGACACGUGUACUUUUACUUGUGAUUAAAAUAAUGAAAAUGAGUAUAAUUAUUUACGAUAUUUUCGAACUAGAGUUCAAUAAAAAGAGCAUGAGCUUAUAUUAUGGCAUGAACAUACUUACUCGAAGAUUUUUAUCAUUUAAAGGUAUUAAAAUAUCUCGUGACAUUUUAAUUAAGGUUACACAAGAUUGGUAGACCAAUUUCAUAAAUUAAUAUAUUUCCCAAAUUUUAACAUUUUAACAAUUAUAAAAUAGAUAUAAAAUAUCGCUUCUGAAUGUGAAUAGUUUUAACUUCAUCACUUGUGUGGUUAGCAUUAAAAAUAAUACAUUUAUGAAGCAAACGGGAAUCGGUUAUUCCCUGGAAAUUGUAUAAUAUUCCACACAUUUAAACCUAAAGCUAUUAAUUAUGAAACCCUUAAGAAUUCUUACGUAAACAACACUUUUGUGGCAACAGACGAGUUGCGAAGCUUCGUAAGUCUUUUAUUUAAUUCACUUUGUGUUUAUUAUACUUGCAUUUUAAAUAAUCUUUGCAUCUUGUUCAGGUAUUGUUAUAAUUUAUUUCGUUUGCUUUUUUGUCAUUAUUACGAAAUCGCGACGUUAUAAAAGAGAACGAACGAACAAAAAGCUUCAUAACACAUUUUACACAUAAAAAUAGGUUACUCAGUUUAUAACUGAAUUAAAUCGAUUUUUACGACCUCUGAUUAUUCGAUUUGUCUCCGCUCCAAAUAGCUGAAUAAUUAAAACCGAAAAAACAAAUCAAUUAGACCUUAAUGUAAUUCAAGUGUUUUUAAACGAGUUAGCGUACUCGAGCAUCCGGUAUGUAGUUGCAACACACCAUAAUCAGGUUUUAAAUACGAAGUAUUUGUAUCAAAACAAUAUGCCCUGAUAAAGCUGUAUGCUCAAUAAUUGCUCACUUAGUUCGCCACAAGCUGCGGUGUGAAAGCUUUGGUUAACAUCGACCGCAAUCUCUACUGACUACCCACCUUUAUAAUUUAUUUUUUUAUAAAAAUGUAUCAAUGUUUUGUGUGUAUUCUUAAAUGUCGGGUUCAAGGAUCGAUGAAUGCGAAAAACUUCUAGUUUGUUACUAUUGAAAACUACUAAAAAUAUCUAUUUCUUAUUUAAAUGUAGAUGGGAUUUUUUUCUGAUAUUAAAAUACGUAUUUACCUAAUUAAAAUGUAAUAAUAAAAUAAAAAUUAAUUUUGUUAACUUCGCUAUGCCACCAGAUAAUCGCAUGUAUGUAUCUUCAUAGAUGAUAAAUCGAUAGUUGGAUUACGUUAACUGUACAUGAAUAUUAUUUAAAACUAUAAUUAUAAAUAUGUAGUAAUUGUAUAACCUAUUUAUAUACCGAAAAGACCUUAAUAUAUAAAUGAAAAAUA